Molecule: messenger RNA, 3331 nt
Organism: Vespa mandarinia (Asian giant hornet)
Lineage: Eukaryota; Metazoa; Arthropoda; Insecta; Hymenoptera; Vespidae
Source: RefSeq, a predicted model, not a curated record
AAGAGAGAGAGGGAGAGGGGGGAACGAAGCGCCAUCCUCGUCUAUUGAUCGUCGGUGGCCAUCCAAGAUGGCGCCGAGGGUGGCGUUCGCGCUCAGUCUGAUCCUCGUCAUCGGACACUUUGAGGAAGGACCGGCUUCCCUAGCCAAGACUUUCACGUUUCCAGAGUACCCCUACAAGGAAACUACCAAGAACGAAUUCCUCUUCCGACAAUUCGAGCAAGCUUGCGAAGAGAGCGGUGCUUGCAAAAUGUUAUCGCAACAGGCGAGCAGCGUCGCCAAAACACGAUGCAUCCGGGAGUGCGUUUCUCCUUCUUGCUAUAAAGAAAUUUAUUUGUUCGAUCAGCUGGAGGAAGGAGAGAUCGACGUCAGGUUAAAUUCUUUUAAGGGAUGUUUUAUGCAACGUAACGGACGUCCGCGCAAAUAAAUAAGACAUGCCUUUCGAUCCGUCAAAAGGUCGAUGUAUUAUCUAUUGCUAACCGCUAUCCUGGGAAAGUCAACGUUCUUUCUGCUUACGUCGGCGACGAACAAGCGGAUUUUGAAAAAGAAGAACUAGCUAAACAAUAAAGAGACGUUUUAUUCACAUCUUUCGCGACAACAUUUAGAUUUGACAUUAGAUAAUCUUUUUCUACUUUUUGUAUGCACAAACUACUGUAAUACCAAUAGAAUAUUGCACAGCAUAUUAAUCAUAAUUUCCAAACCUCACCUUCCUCGUUUCCAAAGAUACGAACGUUCGUCAUCUUGUAACCUUUGAAGAAUGAUAACUAAACAAAGAUAUUUGUAUAAAAAUUGUAACGACGGAGAAUACUAUUUGAAGAAAUAGACGCGAUGUAGAAGCGAUAUAAUCGUACUCACCGCAUGAUACAAUCGUGUACAAGCCUCGUCUUCGUCCUUGGAUUUGAGAAAAUUCAUAUAUUCCGAUAAUUGUUCCAUAGUUUCGUCAAAAGGUGAUUUGAACAAAGAUCUUGAGUUAAACGGUACUUCUUCGUCGCUGUAUAUCUUUCGAUAGCGAAGCCACGUGGUGACAAAAUGGAGAAAAUGAGAAGACAAGUAACGUGUUUUUGCUACACCGAUGACGAGGUCGUAGUUACUAAUGGCAGUGCAUAGAUGAUACAUCAGUUUCUCUACUUUGACGUGACAAAACUUGAGAACGUCGGUUAGGCAUUGAUAAACAAUUUCUCUUUCCACUGGAAUACUCUAUCGUGAAAAUGAUCAAACGAUAAAAUCGACUAAUCGACCCGUUAUGACCUUACCUUUACAUCGCCCUUACGCCCCGGCUCACCUUCGAGUGAAUAACAUGAAGCAUCUCGUAAAUAUCUAGAAUCGUUGUGAUUUCAUCUUUAUCCGGUGUGUUAAAGGGAACGCUUUUCAAUGUUACAGCCAUUCCUGCAUUGUUUUGACUCAACAGCUCGUGUAAAAAUUCCAAGCCAUUUGGACAAACCAGUCGUGACUUUUCCAUAAUCCACAAAAGGGCAUAUAAAUCACGUAUUUCAAUCGUUACGGGUUUGACGCACUAUAAAUAAAAUAUUCUUUAAGUAUAUUCCACGAUAUCACUUUUUAUAUUAUAAUAAUCAUUUAUCAAUUAUCAUAUUUCCGUUUUCUCUUACCUCGAUCGAAGAUUGCGAUUGAAAAUGAAUAAUAAAAGCGAGAAAUUUCAAUGAUAUUGCAGAUAAUGUCGAUUCGUCUUCGGAAAACGCAUAAUCGCGUAAUUUCUCCAAUAAUCUCGUUUCAUUUAUGUACUUAGAAAGAACUGUAAAGUGUAAAAUUCUUCCUUUUAAUUGUAUUUUUCAUUUAUCAUAUAUUCUAGUACCGUUCUAUCUUAGCCUGGUCCUUUCGGUGCCACUUACUUUUUAAGUAAUUGCGUGCCGUAGAAGCGACAAGUACGAUGUAUGCCUGCUUUAUAAGUAAUUUCUGAAAAUUAACAUCUACGUCUUCGGUUAAAAUUAUUUUUAUGAGAGCGUCUGCGCACACCUUCAUUGUAUGCGUUGAUAAAUAAGUAGGCUCCGACAUACUGGAUAAUUCAAGCACCGCUUUAAUAUGUUCAACUACAAAUAAUGUCAUAAUAUGUGUGUGUGUGUGCGUGCGUGCGUACGUGCGUGCAUACACACAUGCAUAUAUAUAUAUAUAUAUAUAUAUAUAUAUAUAUAUAUAUAUGUAUCAAUAUGGACGAUAACAAAGAUGAAGAAACGUCUAUUGUAGUACAACAUAGAGAAAGUAUAAACAUAGAAAUUAAAUACUUCGAUUUGGGCUGCCAGAUAGGAGAACAUUUGGGAGCAUGUUCCAAACUAUGUCGGCAAUCUCGUCGCAAUUACCAAUCAGCAUCGAUUGACGUAUUCCUUUUACAGCUAAACGAACCACGCUUCCGUCGAGGCUUCCAUUUUGUACUAUAAUCUGCGUUUAAAAGAUUAUCGUAAGCGAGAUAAUGAUGUAAAUUUAAAGACACGUAACUCUUCAAGAGUCAUAAGGUAAUAAGAGGGAUAGUAAGAAACGUUGCGUCUACCAGUAAACAAUGUCUAACGACGCUGUGACAAUCGAGCUUCAAGAGAGGUGCGAUGUCACCAUCGGAUUCUAUCAGCCACAUAUCCAUUACUCUGUAUCGUAAGUCGUUCGUUAUCUCGGGACAUUUGAGAGAAAAAUGUAAGAGCUCGAUGUGAUGAGUGUAACACUGACUUAAUUCCGAGUAUUGUAAAGCCAUUGUUAAUUUUUUCACCGCUUUUCCAUACUCGCAGUUUUUGUCCGGUAAUGGAUGAGACAAAAAUGACACCUAGGUAAUAGACAUUUUACAAUGAUAAAAAGACCAAAACUCAUGUAGAAUAGACAAUUUCUAUCUUGUCGAUAAAAACGAAUAGACUCACAGCGAAUAAAAACCAUAAUGGCUUUAGAAUUGGUACGAUUAUCGAUCGAACGUCUUCUAAUUUUAACAAUCUUUUUAUCAGAGAUUCGAACGAAAUCACGUCGAGUCUGAAACAAAACGAUAAUCAGUCCUUCAAAAACGACUAUUUACGUAUAUACAUUAAAUAAGAAAUAUGAGAGAGAGAGAGAAUAAGGCAAGAAAAACUCACUCCCUGGUCGCAUGAUAAUGAUAGUAAAGGGAAAUCAUUAAAGCCGUAUUACGAUCAUCGGAACUCGCAAUUAUGUCGGUCCACUGUUCGAGAUCAUUCGGUAGAGAGAGAAAUCCAUCAAACAUCCUACUUGAAAAUACAUUAACGCCUUCGGGCAACUUGUCGAUCGAUAAAGAGUAUUUCGCUAAAGUGAUCAAUGUCCGCGUCAGUAAGAUACAAAUACUUCGUCGUUGGUGUAAUCUGAAGGAUUUUUGUAUCUAAUUAAAAAAAAA